UUGCCCUGUUGUCUGUGGGAGAACCGCACUGCCUGCCUGCUGCUUGCUUUCCCGGGUUGGUGGCUUGACCUAAAGACCGCUGUGUUGCGCGAGCAAGACUACGGAGGAAAUCCGUGCAUCGCAACAACUUGAAUCAAUUCGAUUGUCCAUUUAGUUGAAAGGAAUAUCUGCAACUGCAGAAGGACUAUCCCAGAAGCGAAGCUACAAAUAGCCCAACACACAACACUCGGCUUCAGUAUCUUUCGUGGUUGACGUUUUGAGUAACAGGAAAGGGACUGUUGGAGACGGAAUUCAGCUAUGAUUUCCAAUACGACGUUCUAUCAAAGCUGUCUUUUAUGAACUUUUUUUUUUGCUUUUGGAGUAAGCAAGUUUUAAAGGGGCCUUCUUCUGGAAUAACAUUAUAAUUGUACCUAAACUAAAGGGAAUAAAAUGCCGGACCAGAUCACAGUGUCAGAGUUCAUAGCCGAAACGAAUGAGGACUAUAAAGCGCCCACAGCUUCAAACUUCACGACGCGAAUGUCUCAUUGUAGAAAUACUGUGACUGCAUUGGAGGAGGCACUGGAUGUGGACCGCAGCGUGCUCUAUAAGAUGAAGAAGUCAGUGAAGGCCAUCUACACCUCUGGUCUGGCUCACGUGGAGAAUGAGGAGCAGUACACCCAGGCGCUGGAGAAGUUUGGGGAGAACUGUGUGUACAGAGACGACCCCGACCUGGGUUCCGCGUUCCUCAAGUUUUCCGUCUUCACCAAAGAACUCACAGCCCUUUUCAAGAACUUGUUUCAGAACAUGAACAAUAUCAUCACCUUCCCACUGGACAGCCUGCUGAAGGGGGACCUGAAAGGAGUGAAGGGGGACCUGAAGAAGCCUUUUGAUAAAGCCUGGAAGGACUACGAGACCAAAGUCACCAAGAUCGAGAAGGAGAAGAAGGAGCACGCUCGGCAGCACGGCAUGAUCCGCACGGAGAUCAGCGGCGCCGAGAUCGCCGAGGAGAUGGAGAAGGAGCGGCGCUUCUUCCAGCUCCAGAUGUGUGAGUAUCUCCUCAAAGUGAAUGAGAUUAAAAUCAAGAAAGGGGUGGACCUCCUUCAAAACCUCAUCAAAUACUUUCAUGCACAGUGCAACUUCUUCCAAGAUGGUCUGAAAGCAGUGGACAACCUGAAGCCCUCUAUUGAGAAGCUAGCCACAGACCUGCACACCAUCAAACAGGCACAGGAUGAGGAGCGCAAGCAGCUAACUCAGCUCAGAGAUGUGCUCAAGUCUGCACUACAGGUGGACCAGAAAGAGUCUAGGAGAGAUUCCCAGGUGAGACAGAGCGCCACCUACAGUUUGCACCAGCCGCAGGGUAACAAGGAGCACGGCACAGAGAGGAGCGGGAACCUCUACAAGAAAAGUGACGGCUUGAGGAAGGUGUGGCAGAAGAGGAAGUGCUCGGUGAAGAACGGCUACCUGACCAUCUCACAUGGCACGGCCAACCGACCGCCAGCCAAGCUCAACCUCCUGACCUGCCAGGUCAAGCACAACCCCGAGGAGAAGAAGAGCUUUGACCUCAUCUCACAUGACAGGACAUAUCACUUCCAGGCGGACGAUGAGGCGGAAUGUCAGAUAUGGAUCUCGGUGCUGCAGAACAGUAAGGAGGAGGCGCUCAACAACGCCUUCAAGGGUGACCAGCACGUGGGCGAGAACAACAUCGUGCAGGAGCUCACCAAGGCUAUUGUGGGCGAGGUCAAGCGGAUGACCGGCAACGACGUCUGCUGCGACUGCGGCGCACCCGGUCCUACCUGGCUCUCCACCAACCUGGGCAUCCUCACCUGCAUCGAAUGCUCCGGCAUCCACCGUGAGCUCGGCGUCCACUACUCUCGGAUACAGUCGCUCACGCUGGACGUCCUGAGCACCUCCGAGCUCCUGCUAGCCAAGAACGUGGGGAAUGCAGGCUUCAACGAGAUCAUGGAGGCCUGUCUGACUGCGGAAGAUGUGGUCAAACCCAACCCAGCCAGUGACAUGCAGGCGAGGAAGGACUUCAUCACGGCCAAGUACACAGAGAAGCGCUUCGCCAGGAAGAAGUGUCCUGACGGCACGUCCAAGUUGCACACACUGUGUGACGCGGUGAAGGCCCGCGACAUCUUCUCCCUCAUCCAGGUGUACGCCGAGGGAGUGGACCUGAUGGAGCCCAUCCCCCUGGCCAAUGGACACGAGCACGGAGAAACAGCUCUGCACUUGGCGGUCAGACUGGUGGACAGGACAUCACUGCACAUUGUAGACUUCCUGACGCAGAACAGUGUGAACCUGGACAAGCAGACGGCCAAGGGCAGCACAGCACUGCACUACUGCUGCCUGACGGACAACAGCGAGUGUCUGAAGCUCCUACUGCGAGGGAAGGCCUCCAUAGACAUCGCUAAUGAAGCAGGAGAGACGCCAUUGGAUAUCGCCCGGCGACUCAAACACACUCAGUGUGAGGAGCUGCUAAACCAGGCGCUGGCGGGGAAGUUUAACGCUCACGUGCACGUGGAGUACGAGUGGCGCCUUCAGCACGAGGACCUCGACGAGAGCGAUGAGGACCUGGAUGAAAAGCCCAGCCCCCACCGUCGAGAUGAGCGUCCGGUCAGCUGCUACACGCCGGGCUCUGCCCUGCAGCCCAGUCCAGCCUCGUUGGCGCGGGAUGCCGCCAGCCUGGUCAAGGAUAAGCAGCGCGUGGGCUUCGUGCCCAACCUGGUCAACAACGAGACCUAUGGCACCAUCCUUAACACCAACCCCGUCCCACCGGGCUCAGCGGGCAUCCCCAUCACCACCGCACCCCCCCUGCCCCCACGGAACAUAGGGCAGCUAGCUGUGAUGGGUGGGCUGGGGCAGACAAGCUCGUCGGGGUGGAAGCCAGGUGGCUCCAAAGACCUGUCAGGCCGGCAGAGGUCCUCCUCUGACCCCCCAAACAUGCACCCUCCGGCGCCCCCCAUGCGCAUCAACUCCACCACCAUCGUGGGGCCCAACGCCUCUGCUCCCAUGGCUAAGACGGUCAGCGUGAUGGAGGCUAUGAACCCACAGCCAAAGACGGGACAGGGUAUGAACCGAGGACCAGCAUCUGGCAUGGACAAGUUCAACAAAGGACCCCCAGUUCACUCCGGCUCCAUUGAGAGACCAGGUAGAUGUCAGAGAAACAUGUUCAACUCUAAAGAAGCUCCUGGCCCCCAGAACACUAUCAGCCAAUCGCUUCCCCCGGCUCCGGUGCCGCGGAAACCAGGGUUCUCGAAACAGAGGCCGAAGCGAGUGAAGGCUCUGUACAACUGCGUGGCAGAUAACCCAGACGAGCUGACCUUCACCGAGGGCGAGGUGAUCGUGGUGGAUGGGGAGGAGGACCAGGAGUGGUGGCUGGGCCACAUAGAAGGAGAGCCAAUGAGGAGGGGCGCGUUUCCUGUCACCUUCGUGUUCUUCAUAUCGGACUGACAGGCGGGGAUCACAGGCGCUGAGCAACGCUGAAGAGCGUCUGCUGAGAAGUGUCUGUCGAGGUCUUCCUCUCCACAGUCUUCAUCAUUAUCAUCAUCAUCAUCGUUGCCGGUGCCUGUGCUGAUACUCCCCAAGCCCAACAGUGUGACUUACAGCAACUAGUGACAUGACGACGCACACUCCCCUUACUGGGAAUGUCAUCAUCAUCAUCAUCAUCAUAAUCAUCAUCAACGUCAUCGUCAUCUCUACAACAAGCUCUCAGCACUCCUGGGAGCAUGUUUUUAAAUAUUGUUUUGGUCCUUGUUUUUCUCCUUUUCUUCCAGCUGUGGUGAAAAACAGGAAAAAGAAGGAAAAAAAAGAUUGUAGUCUGUGACUUUAGCAAUAAAUGCACUUUUGACUUAUUUAUCCUAACUGAAACGAGGAAGAAUGUUAACAUUAUGAAGAGGUGUUCAGAUCAGAAUUUGUACAGAAAGUUUUCCUAAAAGUGGACAGUGGAAACUAUUGUAAAAUAUUUUUUAUCAGUUGGAAUCUCUCUUACUAAAUAUCUCUAUAAAUAUCUGUGUGAAAUGUUACAGUAGACCUGUUUGCUAACAUUCCAUAUCUGGCAUGUUUUUUUUUUUUUUUUGUAUUACUGACGUUACGGAAUUGCUGAUGAAGCCGGUGGGUGUGUGGGACUCUGCAGCGUCAUGUUGUGUUUCCUAUAUGGUGCUAACCCAGGGAUGUGCCAACAGGCCUCUCCAGAGGGGGCGCGGCACGGCUCGGCUCGGCUGUCCCCAUUUCCAAGCAACCCUCAGUGAGGCGGAGGGUAUAAAUAGGACCUUCUCUGAUCACACCUGGGAGGGCAUAGGCUGCUGCACUGUGUGUGUGUGCGUGUGCGCACGAGUGAAAACAAACGUGUGUACGAGUGAGAAUGAGAGUGUGUCUAUAUUAGAGAGAAAAGUGUGUUUCUGACAGAACUUGAGAGAUGUGGAAACGUGUGUGUGUGAGCGUGCGUGUGUGUGUGUGUGUGUGUGUGUGUGUGUG
Messenger RNA from Alosa sapidissima (American shad), 4452 nucleotides. It is a transcript of the gene asap2a, whose product is annotated as ArfGAP with SH3 domain, ankyrin repeat and PH domain 2a. Gene Ontology annotation, molecular function: protein binding; GTPase activator activity. Gene Ontology annotation, cellular component: cytoplasm. Gene Ontology annotation, biological process: positive regulation of GTPase activity. The transcript is spliced from 31 exons. The record is from RefSeq and is a predicted model, not a curated record. The coding region runs from base 430 to 3429 and encodes 999 amino acids. Lineage: Eukaryota; Metazoa; Chordata; Actinopteri; Clupeiformes; Clupeidae.